ACGACACCCAGUGGCCGCUAGCUCUGCGCAGGUCCCAACAAGACUUGCACCCAGCGGCCGGCAGCAGUCCGUGCUCCGCGGAAUCUCCUGCGCUCCUCCCUGCCUGUUUCCCGUGCCAGCGCCCGGUGGCCGCCGCCUCCAAAGUGAUUGCUGCCUCGCCGCCUUCGCCGGGUUCGGGACCAUGAAGCUGCUGCCGUCGGUGGUGCUGAAGCUCUUUCUGGCUGCAGUGCUCUCGGCGUUGGUGACCGGAGAGAGCCUGGAGAGGCUUCGUAGAGGGCUGGAGGGUGGAACGAGCAACCUGGGAUCUCCCACUGAAUCUACGAACCAGCUGCUGACCCCAGGAGGCGGACGGGGCCGGGAAGCCCUGGACUUGAAAGAGGCCGACGUGGACCUUUUCAGAGUAGCUUUCUCCGCCAAGCCACAAGCUCUGGCCACACCCAGCAAGGAGGAGCGUGGGAAAAGAAAGAAGAAAGGCAAGGGCUUGGGGAAGAAGAGAGACCCGUGUCUUCGCAGAUACAAGGACUACUGCAUUCAUGGAGACUGCAGAUAUGUGAAGGCGAUCCGGUCCCCAUCCUGUGUCUGCCACGCCGGUUACCACGGAGAGAGGUGCCAUGGGCUGAGCCUUCCAGUAGAAAAUCGCUUAUCUACUUAUGACCACACAACCAUCCUGGCUGUGGUGGCUGUGGUGCUGUCAUCUGUCUGUCUGCUCGUCAUCGUGGGGCUUCUCAUGUUUAGGAAUCAGCUGAGGACUGCUACCUCUGAGAAGACACAAGCUGAUCACAGACUCCGCAGAGGGGAAGGACUUCACAACAAGCCAUGAAGACUCCUUUGUCCCCAGUUGCCAUCUAGAUCAGGCCACCCUUAAUUGCUUUACCAGAGCCUUCAAGUGCCAAACAGAAUAUGUCCAACGGGAUCUGGGUCAGAAGGAAGCAAAAUGAGGGACCUUCAUGCCCUUCUGAUUCCCCUCCACCAAACCCCACUUAACCCCUUAAAGUUUGUUUAAACACUUGUCUUCUGGAUUAAGAUGCCAGUUAAAUUCCAUAUGCUCCAGGAUCUUUGACUGAAAGAAAAAAAAAAAAGAAAGGAGAAGAAGAAAGAAAGAUUUGUGGACUCGAAGAAAGUAACAAAGAUUGAAAAGCGACAGACUCGAGUAGUCACCAAGGGAUCUGCCAUUUGGACCCUCCAGCGCUGGAUUUG
Messenger RNA from Pteronotus mesoamericanus, 1197 nucleotides. RefSeq names its product heparin binding EGF like growth factor (gene HBEGF). The transcript has 5 exons. Gene Ontology annotation, molecular function: heparin binding; epidermal growth factor receptor binding; growth factor activity. Gene Ontology annotation, cellular component: plasma membrane. Gene Ontology annotation, biological process: positive regulation of cell population proliferation; epidermal growth factor receptor signaling pathway. Bases 182 to 820 code for a protein of 212 amino acids. NCBI's taxonomy places the organism in Eukaryota, Metazoa, Chordata, Mammalia, Chiroptera, Mormoopidae. The record is from RefSeq and is a predicted model, not a curated record.